Molecule: messenger RNA, 1014 nt
Organism: Angiostrongylus costaricensis
Lineage: Eukaryota; Metazoa; Nematoda; Chromadorea; Rhabditida; Metastrongylidae
Source: the annotation of a GenBank genome assembly
AUGUACUGUGCAAGGCUGGCCAGAGUUUUGACAGCGUAUUCGUCUAGUUUGUACCGCUCGGCUUAUGACGAGCAGUUUUUAGAAGUCUUCGAAUCGAAAGAAUUGAGCCCGUCGAAAUCCGCUAAUGCUCUAAAGGCGAUGUACCGCAAAUUCAUGGACAAAGAUGAGCUGAACCCGAUUGGUGCGAGACAGCUGAUAGGAACAAUGAAGGUAAAACAACUUCAUGAAGACGCUGGACUUCCUAUACAUAAAGCGAGAAUUGCAAGCAAUGUGGAUGAAGUUAUCGAGGCUGACUGGGGCAGGUACUUCCAUUCCAUUGUCCCAUUUGCAGUCAAUAACUAUCAGGCUGAGGAUCCGCAAAUAGUCGUAACAGAAAUCGAUUACAUGAGAAGAGUCACUGAUCUCAUUAACUCGACGGAUCCAAGGAUUAUCACAAACUAUGCCUACACUCGCUACUGCUCCAGCUGGGGCUGCGAACUCGGUGAACGGUAUGAGGGCAUCGCUCAGAACUUCUAUCACGUGAUGUAUGAACGAGAAAAGAAGGCUCCUCGGUGGAAAGACUGCACAAGCACAGCUAUGUACAAAAUGAAAUAUGCUACUGGCGCGCUCUAUGUUAGAAAUGCACUAAAUGAGGCAUCGGUAAACGUGAUGCUGGAGAUGAUCAACGAUUUAGAAGAUGCAUUCCACAACAUGGUGAUAGGGAACGACUGGGUGGAUGAGACUACGAAAGCGAGGGCGCUCGAUAAAGGCACAUGCUUCGACAGAUCGGCUCUCCAGAUUUUAUUCUCGACGACGAGGAGCUGGACGAUUAUUACAGUGAGAGCACUGAACUAUGGAGGGAUUGAGACGGUGAUUGGACACGAAAUCACCCACGAAUUUGAUGAUCAAGGUACUUCCUCUUUUGUACAGUUUUCUUCCGACCUUAUUUUUCUAAUAUGGAGAAAAUUAUUUAUGAGGCUUUCAAAAUUAGCCACAACACUGUCGCUUUCUCUCAGCCGUGUUUUUACCUUAUAG